AUGCCAUCUCCUACCAGUGCCGGAGUCCUCCAGACACAUAUACUCACCGAGAAGCACACGAUCUUGAUCCGAGAUGAAAUAUACGGCGAGGAACUCGUCCACGAACCAGUUCUCGUAGACCUUCUGCAAAGCCCCGAGGUGCAGCGACUGCACGGGAUCUGCCAGCACGGCGUCACCGGAUUCUUGGGCCUGACGCCGCGCGUCACGCGGCUCGAGCACUCGGUCGGCGCAUUUAUGCUCGUGCGAAGAGUAGGUGGCGUGAUGGAAGAGCAAGUCGCUGCUCUUCUCCACGACAUCUCUCAUACCGCCCUCAGCCACGUCAUCGAUUACGCCCUCUCCAAGCCUGGGGAAGAAAGCUACCACGAGGUGCACAAGACGCGGUAUCUUGCGACGACGCGGCUGCCGGAUAUCCUCGCCAGACAUGGGAUUACUCAGAACGUUUUCCAAGAAGAACUGUUCCCGUUGGUGGAGAUGCCUUCGCCUCAACUGUGCGCCGAUCGUCUGGACUACGCUUUACGCGACGCAGUCAGCUUCGGCAAACUUGCUAUGGAAGACGCCAGGAGGGUUGUCGGCUCAUUGAAGGCGUUUCCCAGUGCUACGGCGGCCAACCGUCUGCUGGUGCUGAACGACCCCCAUGUAGCGCUCACUCUUUCCCGCGCGUACAUCGCCGCCGACAAAGACGUCUGGUCAAGUCCAGCUCACAUCGACAUGUAUCAGCGGACGGGCCGGGUGAUAGGCGAACUGGUAGAGGCAGGGUCUGUGGAUGAUGAGAUGUUGUGGCAGGUGUCCGACGCAGAAUUCUGGACUCUGCUUCGUCAGGCGGCGAAUCCUGAGCAGCUUCGCGCUAUCAAGAGACUGGAAGACGAAGGGAUUCCGGAGGACGACGGGCUCCGACUACCACAAGGCGCGAAAAUUCGAACUCUCGAUCCAGAUGUUUGGCAAGGAGGAGAAGAGCAACCGGCGCCGUUGUCGAUGGUGUUGCCAACGUGGGGAUCAGAGCGACUACAGUAUAUUCGCAGCCGUAGUCAGCAUUGA
Messenger RNA from Xylaria bambusicola, 1035 nucleotides. RefSeq lists its product as uncharacterized. The coding region runs from base 1 to 1035 and encodes 344 amino acids. The record is from RefSeq and is a predicted model, not a curated record. The transcript has a single exon. Gene Ontology annotation, biological process: dGTP catabolic process. Gene Ontology annotation, molecular function: dGTPase activity. Lineage: Eukaryota; Fungi; Ascomycota; Sordariomycetes; Xylariales; Xylariaceae. Gene Ontology annotation, cellular component: nucleus.